Molecule: messenger RNA, 566 nt
Organism: Armigeres subalbatus
Lineage: Eukaryota; Metazoa; Arthropoda; Insecta; Diptera; Culicidae
Product: 5-hydroxyisourate hydrolase
Exons: 2
Coding region: 156-506 (116 amino acids)
Biological process (GO): purine nucleobase metabolic process
Molecular function (GO): hydroxyisourate hydrolase activity
Source: RefSeq, a predicted model, not a curated record
AGUCUUAUACAAACUUAUCAUUAAUUCUACAGUCUACACUGCUCGCAGUAUAUUUAAUCGUUCAGCAGCAAAUCAUUGCUUCUUAUCUCGUUCUAUGAGAAGUUCAUUUUCUUGAAACUUCCAAAUAGUUUAUUCUGCCAAAGAUUUUGUCCGGAAUGGGCCUAUCAACUCACAUUUUGGACACCAGCCGCGGCAAGCCGGCAGUUAAUGUGGCAAUCACACUGUACCGCGGAACAUCGGAGGUUCCGAAAUCCUGGGAGGAGAUCGGUCAAGGAGUUACCGACAACGACGGUCGCUACAAAGGUUUUUUCGCCGACAAUCCGGCCGGUUUCACCAAUGGGCGGUACAAGUUACGCUUCCUGGUUGGUCAGUACUACGAAACGCUGAAAACGGACACUCUUUAUCCGUUCGUUGAGAUUGUUUUCGACAUCAAGGACUCCAGUCAGCACUAUCAUAUUCCACUUUUGUUAAACCCAUUCGGAUAUUCCACAUACAGAGGCUCAUAAUCGCAUUAACAUUCAACAUUUAUUCGAUAAUAUAACAAUUUGACAUUCAAACUUUAACAA